UGAUGCUCCCCCUUCUAGUAGGACCCGAGGCAGCAAGAGAAAGAUAUCACCCCCUCUUGCAUCCACCACUAUUGAGAGGAGAUCUAAGCAUAAGGAGGAUGCAUCUGCCACUCGUCCUAUAUUACUUUAUGAGCCCGAGUUCGAGGUCGAGCCUGAGCCUAUCUUCAUAUAUCACCCCACAGCUGAGGAGAUUUCUUCCUCCAUGGGCACACCUAUGGAAGGUUUCUACGAUGGGGCUAAUGUGGUGUUUGAGGCCGCGACUCCUGCCACACCUGUUGUUGCACCGAGAGUUUCUGCUGAGGCUCCUGUCCCUUCCACUGAGCCGAUACCCAUAGAUGAAGGUACUCAUACGAAGAGGGUUAGUGAGACUGCUCCCAUUCCUACCGAGACACUUACUCCCCAAGAGGGAGCCAUUCCUCUUGUUGUUGCUCAAACCGAGGUUACUUCUCUUGCCACACCUCUCGUUAUCUCUACUAGUGAUCCCUUUACGGCUCUAUCUUAGGCCGUGAAGGAUGGCUCUUCUUUGGUGGUUACCCCUUCUUCCAUUCCAAGCUUUGCUACACAUGGACCUGAUGCAGACCUGUCCUUUGAGGGAUCCGAGGAUGUUCUUGAGGAUCCUAAUGACGAACCCACCAUAAAGAAGAGAGUUUCUGAUUCUAAUGAAGAGGAGAGUGCCGACCAUGAGGCCGAAUUCAUGGAGACUUUUGAGGAGCCAAGAGUUGCAACAAACACAGAGAUGCCCACCGCCACUUCUCCUGCUGCACCUGUAACACCUGUUUCUGCCAUGUUUUCAACACCAGUUUCUACCAUAUCUACAGUAUCAGUUUCUGCAGUACCUACAGUAUCAGUUUCUACCACUCUCCCAACACCAGUUCUUGCUAUCUCCACAGCCCCUAUUCUUACGGGUCCUGGUCCACUCCCUACUGCCUCUUAUCCGUUUGAGGUGGGCAAUAGUUCUGCCACAGUUCCAAACCCAAUGAGUGAGGCCGCCGCCAUCUUUGCUCGUUUUGAUCAGCCUGAGGUUAAUGACCUUGAUCCUGCAGACUUCUGGGGUUCUGGGCCUCCUUAUGUAGACUUCCAUGGCUUCAAAGUUCCCGAGGAUUGUGCUUUUCAUUUGGAGGCGAUCUAUAGUAGCCGUGGUGACUUCAUGCAAGGAUUCCGCCUUGGCCGUUCUGCCAGGGAGCACUUUUUGAAGCUGCUAGGGAGUGUGAUGAAUGACAUUGAACAUAACCUUGUUGACACUAUCUCCACUAAGAGGAUCCUGCAGUGGAGGGCUGCGGUUCAAGAGCUUGUUAAUGUGGGCUUUGCUGUGGAGUUCAUUCUAGACCAUCUUCGUGAGAUUGCCCGAGCCUUCUUUAUGAGGAAGGUUCAGCCUACUGUUGAUGCCAUUGAUACACGUAUCGAGGCUCUGAGGAAGGAGGUGGCAGACUUGGAAGGUCGUCGUGAGCGCCUUCUUUCCAGCAUUGGUGGAUCCAGCCGCUUUGGAGAUCAGCCUCUUAUUUCUAGGCUUCGUUGAUGAUGAUGUAGUUCCCUUUUUUCUUUUUUCUUUUCCUUCUCUUACUACCCCAUCUAGUACACUUUAUGUUUCCUAUAACGCUUAUUUGGCAAGUUUGAUAUGACUGCCACAGUUUAGGUUUGUCACUAUGAUGCUGCACUCUACUACUACUUUUGGCUAUUGC
This is a messenger RNA of Quercus lobata, 1679 nucleotides long. RefSeq lists its product as uncharacterized. The record is from RefSeq and is a predicted model, not a curated record. The transcript has 5 exons. Bases 695 to 1516 code for a protein of 273 amino acids. Lineage: Eukaryota; Viridiplantae; Streptophyta; Magnoliopsida; Fagales; Fagaceae.